Molecule: messenger RNA, 1740 nt
Organism: Closterium sp. Yama58-4
Lineage: Eukaryota; Viridiplantae; Streptophyta; Zygnematophyceae; Desmidiales; Closteriaceae
Source: the annotation of a GenBank genome assembly
AUGGCGUAUCAUAUGGCGCAUAUGAUCUCCAAUCUUCUCCGGAACCCCAGUUUCGAGGCCGCAACCUUCCCCACGCAACCCCCGCAUUGGCGCGCGUGGGGACGGGUUGCCCACAUUUGCCCCGCUUCCGCUCCCCCGCCAGCCUCCCUCGCGGAGGCGGCGGAAGCCGCCGCAACCACCGCGCCCUUUCACGGCGCGUGCGCGCUCGAGAUUGCGGGGUGCGACGCGAGGAAUGCUGGCAAGGGGGCGAGCGGGAAACGCGGGUGCAGCUGGGGGGGUGUGUCGCAGCGCGUUCCUACUCGCCGCGGCACGCGCUACCGACUGACUUUCUUCUUUGCUGCCCGGGCUGCCCGGCAGCGGUCCGUCAAUCUGCGCGUGCGCUUCGGGCGGGAGAGGGCGCGGUUCGCGCUGCCGGCGGCGGCCGUGGCGCGCGGAGCGGCGCCGUCGGUGCUGGGAGGAUGGAGCAUGGGUUCCGUGGAUUACGUGGCGGAGAACGCGACGACGGUGGUGAAAUUCGUCGUGGCCAUGGCGGAUAACAGCACCGUGAUUGACGGCGUCUCGGUCGUUGCUCUCCCGAGAAUAGCGAGCGUGCGUGUAGGCAGCAAGUUAAAGUCCCUUCUAGCAGCCAAUGCUGCCUCCGUCCUGCCUCCUCCACCCGCAAACCCAGCCGCUGCUUCUGCUUCUGCCAGUGCUGCUGGUGGUAGUAGUAAGCUUGUGGACGGGGCAUCGCACAAUGUGUGGGUGGAGCACUGUGCGUCCUCCCACACUCUCUCCGUAAGCUUCACCCGCCCCCGAGCCACUGCCCACCAGUGCCCGCUGGCCUUUGAAGCAGAGCAACAGAGAGCGUGGGAGCGGCGGCAGGGCCGGCAGGUGCAGCACUCCCGCAUACUCACUGUGCAGCUAGACCUAUGUGACGCCCUGGGGGGGGGGAGGAGUUUUGAGGAGGAGGUGGAGGCGUAUGCACGGCAUGGGCAUGUGCACUUGGUGCCGGUGGUGGGGUACUGCUGUGAGGGCCAUGAGCACAUGGUGGUGUAUCAGAUGCUGCCGCAUGGGUCGCUACGAGACAACCUGCAUGCUCCCUGCGAUUCACCCAUGUCAAUGGAGCAGCGCUUGCGCAUAGCAGUGGGCGUGGCGGAGGGACUAGCCUUCAUGCACCAGCAGCACCCGCCACUCAUCCACCGCAACCUCAAGCCCUCCAACAUCAUGCUCACGCCCUCGCUGCAGCCGCAAAUCGGUGACUUUUGUUUCGUGCAUCACGAUGGGGAGGGCCGCAUCAACGCGGUACCAGAGGCAGUGCAGCAGGAGGGGUACCGUGACCCUGCCAUUGCUGACCUGCACCUGCCCACACAGGCCCUCACACCACAACACACCGAUGUGUACAGCUUCGGAGUGAUUCUGCUGGAGCUGCUGACAGGGCGGCUGGCAGUAGUGCCAGACCCAGAGAACCCCUCGGAGAUGAUGGUCAUCACAGACUGGGCGGUGCACUACAUAGCAGAGGGGGAGGUACACCUAAUCAUCGACCCCCGGGUUUUCUCCCCAGAUCUCACCCCCGCCUUCCAAACCCUUGGGGAAAUCGCUUCUGCAUGCGUCGCCGCCCCUGCUGCCGCCCGGCCGAGCAUGGAUGACGUGGCACGGCAGCUUGCUGACGUGUACGCGGAGUAUUUUCAAGGAGAGGGCGAGGGAGAGGGGGGUAUGAUGGAGGGGGGGAUGAUUGACGUGUCGCACCAACCAGAGGUGUAG